AUGCUUCUAAGUAGGGGUGGGAACCUCAGAGUACCUCACGAUACGAUACGAUGCAGCGAGUAUCGAUACAUCGGCUGUAAGGAGUGCUGUGACCGGUGUGUGGGCAGCCUCCCCUGGGCCUCCCUCAUCGCCACCAUCCUGCUGUACAUGGGGGUGGCUCUGUUCUGUGGCUGCGGACACGAGGCCCUCAGCGGGACCGUAACCAUCCUGCAGAACUACUUUGAGGUCUCAGACGACCCUCUCCAUGAGUCCAACACCAAUGGUCUCUGUCGUUCUCCGGUCUCAGUGUCUCUCAGAAACACAGACCUGAUGCUGAGGUCCAGCGACUCUGGGGCCUUCUCCAUCGAGCACUACACAUAA
Messenger RNA from Knipowitschia caucasica, 360 nucleotides. NCBI's taxonomy places the organism in Eukaryota, Metazoa, Chordata, Actinopteri, Gobiiformes, Gobiidae. The record is from the annotation of a GenBank genome assembly.